AUGCCACGAGCACUCUCUCUCUCCUAUGCUUCAGACAAUCCCGCCUUUUCCCUGAAGAUACUGCACAUUGGGCUCCAUGAGAAUGCAGUGACUGGCACAAUCUACCAUGCUACUAAGGAAUUACUGAAAUCCGGACAGACACUAUACGAGCCGGUACUGAACAUGUUUCCAGUAUCUACAAAUUCACUUCGAGCCUCGGUUGAAAUCGCCUCUGGCCUUAAGCUGACUGAUCAGGAGCUUGACGUCCAGUGCCGUUCAGCGGCAAUAGACCGUUCCUUUGAUAUUGUCUUCAAUAAUUGCCAGAGACUUACUCAGCUUUAA
This is a messenger RNA of Penicillium taxi, 321 nucleotides long. RefSeq lists its product as uncharacterized. The coding region runs from base 1 to 321 and encodes 106 amino acids. The record is from RefSeq and is a predicted model, not a curated record. The transcript is spliced from 3 exons. NCBI's taxonomy places the organism in Eukaryota, Fungi, Ascomycota, Eurotiomycetes, Eurotiales, Aspergillaceae.